CUUCCAUGAAUUACUCAGGCUUAAUAUUAUAUUGACGUCGAAUUUAGGUCGCUAUUGUUUCAAGAUAAAAGACCGCCCACGAUGAUUUUUAGAUACCAUAUUCUAACUCUUCAUCAUCCGUAUUCUACAAUACCUCUUUAAUCUAUAUAGUUUAGGUACUUUUACCCAACAUUACUCAACCAUCAUGUCGCGAGCAGUUCUCAUCACUGGAGCCACAGGCAAGCAAGGCGGCGCUGUUGUGAGCGCGUUACUAAAAGCCAAUACCGACUUUGAGAUCCUCGCCCUUACUCGAGAUGCUCAAUCAGCCUCUGCUCAACGGCUAGCACAGAAGUCCCCCAAGAUCAAACUAGUGACAGGUGAUAUGGACACACCCGAAAACAUCUUCAGAAAUGCUAGGGAGAUAGCCAAAACACCGAUAUGGGGGGUCUUUAGUGUACAGGUAGCUAUAGGCGGCGGUGCAAAUGUUCGAAGGGAAGAAGCUCAAGGCAAGGCCUUAAUCGAUGCCUCGCUCAAGAACGGUGUUAAGCAUAUGGUGUACUCGUCAGUUGACCGUGGUGGCGCCAAGUCAGAUAAUGAUCCUACCGACGUUCCGCACUUCAGCAGCAAAUACAACAUCGAGAAACAUCUUUUGGAGAAGACUAAGGGCGGCGAGAUGGAUUGGACAAUCCUCCGACCCGUAGCCUUCUUCGAAAAUCUGGUCCCAGGCUUCCUCGGUAAGGUCUUCUCCACGAGCUGGAAGAUUACACUCGAGAAGGAUCAGAAGCUUCAGUUGGUCGCGACAAGCGACAUCGGCUUCUUCGCCGCCGAAGCGUUUAGGAAUCCGGAGCAGUGGAAGGGCAAGAAACUGAGUCUGGCCGGGGACGAGCUGACGUAUGAUCAGUUCACCACGGUUUUCAAGCAGAAGACGGGUGAUGAUAUGCCUACCACAUAUCAUUUUAUCGCCGCCUUCAUCAACUGGAUGUCGAAGGAAUUUGGGUCUAUGUUUAAAUGGUUCCGCAAUGUUGGCUAUGGAGCUGAUAUUGCGUCGCUGAGGAAAAUGAACCCUGGUCUUAAGGACUUUGGGGCGUGGCUGGAGACGGAAAGUCAGUUCAAAACUCUCCCAUAGGCAGGGAUUUUUCCAUAUAAUAUAGAAGUGUGGGUUUGUAAUAGCUAGUUAGUUUCUGUUUGUUAGAAGAAAUGGUUGAGACUGUUGCUAAUAUCAAUAAUGUUUUGUAUGCAAGCCAGGCUUCUCAUAUUUGGAGACUGGCGGUCUGUCAAUCAGGUUAUAUAUGAAGCCUUUAUACUUUA
Messenger RNA from Daldinia decipiens, 1287 nucleotides. RefSeq names its product nucleoside-diphosphate-sugar epimerase family protein. The record is from RefSeq and is a predicted model, not a curated record. Lineage: Eukaryota; Fungi; Ascomycota; Sordariomycetes; Xylariales; Hypoxylaceae. The transcript is spliced from 2 exons. The coding region runs from base 185 to 1105 and encodes 306 amino acids.